UCAUGCUGCUGCCAGGUCCAGAGUCUCUCAUGGGUCCCUGUACGGCCUCCCAUUGCUGCUGUCUCCAUCUCCACACUCUGCCAUGUGCCACUUUCAGGUCUCCUCACACUGCUGUUGUGUUCCAUUUUUUGUCAUAGGGUGCUGGCAGAUUACGGGGCCUCCCAUUGCUGCUGCCAGGCCCGUAAUCUGCCAUGGGCCCCUGUACCGCCUCCUCAUGCUGCUGCCAGGUCCAGAGUCUCUCAUGGGUCCCUGUAUGGCCUCCCAUUGCUGCUGUCUCCAUCGCCACACUCUGCCAUGUGCCACUUUCAGGUCUCCUCACACACUGCUGGUGUGUUCCAUUUUUUGU
Molecule: messenger RNA, 346 nt
Organism: Staurois parvus
Lineage: Eukaryota; Metazoa; Chordata; Amphibia; Anura; Ranidae
Source: the annotation of a GenBank genome assembly